CCACCGCCACAGUCGCAGCUUCGGCCGCUGGGCAAGUAGCUCCUCGGGGCGACUUCCUUGGAACCCCGACGAGGACACGGGCGCUACGCUCUGCUCGCUCCGCACGGAACCAUGCUGACCACCUGCGCGUAACCAGCGCGCACGGGCAGCGGCCGACCCGACUGUAUACGGUCCCUCUCCCGAGCCCAGUUUUCCGCGCAACUCUCUGUCUCUGCUCGUCCCUCGCAACCAGUCCGUCGCAACCAUGCCCGCGGCGACUGCACUCGGAGCCUUUGGGCCACUGCUGCUGCUGCUGCUGCCGCCGCUGCCGCUGCCGCUGCCCCACCACGCCGAGGGCCUCGGGGAGCGCUCGGAGGCCGCCUCGGACUACUCGGCGCUGGAAGGCGAGGAGAGCGCGGAGCAGCAGCUGGAGCAUUACCACGACCCAUGCAAAGCGGCUGUCUUUUGGGGAGACAUAGCCCUAGAUGAAGAAGACCUGAAGUUAUUUCAUAUUGACAAGACCCAAGACUGGAUCAAGCAGUCGGUGGCAGAAACGGGGCACCAGACAGGUGGACUUGAUGAACAGCCGUUCGAAAGCUGGUCGAAUGCUACAGCCACGAAUGCUAGCGGCCAGGAAGCUGGAAAGGAUGGCAAGGAGAAUGUCAUGCUUCCACAGAACCCUGGGACCUCGAAUGCCAGAGCUGAGACCUUCUCUCCCCGGGUCCGAAGAGCCACCACCUCAAGGACAGAGAGGAUAUGGCCCGGAGGGGUCAUCCCCUACGUCAUUGGAGGGAACUUCACUGGAAGCCAGAGGGCCAUCUUUAAGCAGGCCAUGAGACACUGGGAGAAGCACACCUGUGUGACCUUCAUAGAGAGGACGGAUGAAGAAAGCUUUAUUGUGUUCAGUUACAGAACCUGUGGCUGUUGCUCCUAUGUUGGGCGCCGAGGAGGAGGCCCACAGGCCAUAUCCAUUGGGAAAAACUGUGACAAGUUCGGCAUUGUGGCUCAUGAGCUGGGCCACGUGGUUGGGUUCUGGCAUGAACACACCCGGCCAGACAGAGAUCAGCAUGUCACCAUCAUCAGAGAAAACAUCCAGCCAGGUCAGGAGUAUAAUUUCUUAAAAAUGGAAGCUGGGGAAGUGAGCUCUCUGGGAGAGACGUACGACUUUGACAGCAUCAUGCACUACGCCCGGAACACCUUCUCAAGAGGAGUUUUCUUAGACACUAUCCUCCCCCGUCGAGAUGACAAUGGCGUCAGGCCAACCAUCGGCCAGCGUGUGCGGCUCAGCCAGGGAGACAUAGCUCAAGCCAGGAAGCUGUACAAGUGCCCAGCUUGUGGGGAGACUCUGCAGGACACAACGGGAAACUUCUCUGCACCUGGCUUUCCAAACGGCUACCCUUCUUAUUCCCAUUGCGUUUGGAGGAUAUCAGUCACUCCAGGGGAAAAGAUCAUCUUAAACUUCACAUCCAUGGAUUUGUUUAAAAGCCGCCUGUGCUGGUACGACUACGUGGAGGUCCGGGAUGGGUAUUGGAGAAAAGCCCCCCUGUUGGGUAGGUUUUGUGGCGAUAAAGCCCCGGAGCCGCUUGUCUCCACGGACAGCCGACUCUGGGUGGAGUUCCGGAGCAGCAGCAACAUCCUGGGCAAGGGUUUCUUUGCAGUGUAUGAAGCUACAUGUGGGGGAGACAUAAACAAAGACGCUGGUCAGAUCCAAUCUCCCAACUACCCUGAUGACUACAGACCUUCCAAGGAAUGUGUUUGGAGGAUUACGGUUUCAGAGGGUUUUCACGUGGGGCUCACCUUCCAAGUUUUUGAGAUCGAAAGGCAUGACAGCUGUGCAUAUGACUACCUGGAAAUCCGCGACGGCCCCACUGAAGAAAGCGCCCUGAUUGGCCACUUUUGCGGCUACGAGAAGCCGGAGGACGUGAAGUCGAGCUCUAACAGAAUGUGGAUGAAGUUUGUGUCCGAUGGCUCCAUCAAUAAAGCGGGCUUUGCGGCCAAUUUUUUCAAGGAGGUGGACGAGUGCUCCUGGCCAGACCGCGGCGGGUGUGAGCAGCGCUGCGUGAACACCUUGGGCAGCUACAAGUGUGUGUGCGACCCCGGCUAUGAGCUGGCUGCCGACAAGAAGACAUGUGAAGUGGCCUGCGGUGGCUUCAUUACCAAGCUGAAUGGAACCAUCACCAGCCCGGGGUGGCCGAAGGACUACCCUACGAACAAAAACUGUGUCUGGCAGGUGGUGGCCCCCGCCCAGUACCAGAUCUCUCUUCAGUUUGAAGUGUUCGAACUGGAAGGCAAUGACGUCUGUAAGUACGACUUCGUGGAGGUGCGCAGUGGCCUGUCCCCAGAUGCCAGGCUGCACGGCAGGUUCUGCGGCUCCGAGACCCCCGAGGUCGUCACCUCACAGAGCAACAAUAUGCGCGUGGAGUUCAAGUCGGACAACACGGUCUCCAAACGCGGCUUCCGGGCCCACUUCUUCUCAGACAAGGACGAGUGUGCCAAGGACAACGGCUGGUGCCAGCACGAGUGCGUGAACACGUUCGGGAGCUACCUGUGCCGGUGCCGGAAUGGCUACCGGCUGCAUGAGAACGGACACGAUUGUAAAGAGGCUGGCUGUGCGCACAAGAUCAGCAGUGCGGAGGGGACCCUGGCCAGCCCCAACUGGCCCGACAAGUACCCCAGCCGGCGGGAGUGCACCUGGAGCGUCUCUUCAACCGCAGGCCACAGGGUGAAACUUACGUUUAACGAGUUUGAGAUCGAGCAGCACCAGGAAUGCGCCUACGACCACCUGGAAGUGUAUGACGGCCCCGACAGCCUGGCGCCCGUCCUCGGCCGCUUCUGCGGCAGCAGGAAGCCGGACCCCGUGGUGGCUUCGGGCAGCAGCCUGUUCCUUAGGUUUUACUCAGACGCCUCGGUGCAGAGGAAAGGCUUCCAGGCGGAGCACAGCACAGAGUGCGGGGGCAGGCUGAAGGCCGAAGUGCAGACCAAAGAGCUCUAUUCCCAUGCCCAGUUUGGGGACAACAACUACCCGAGCCAGGCCCGCUGUGACUGGGUGAUUGUGGCGGAGGACGGCUACGGUGUGGAGCUGGUGUUCCGGACCUUUGAAGUGGAGGAAGAGGCGGACUGUGGCUAUGACUACAUGGAGGCCUACGACGGCUACGACAGCACGGCACCCCGGCUCGGCCGCUUCUGCGGCUCUGGGCCACUGGAAGAAAUCUACUCCGCAGGGGACUCCCUGAUGAUCCGGUUCCACACAGACGACACCAUCAACAAGAAAGGCUUCCAGGCCCGGUACAUCAGCACUAAGUUCCAGGACGCCCUGCACAUGAAGAAAUAACAUCGAUGCUCUUGGCUGAGAUGGGUUUUUUAAAAUAAAAAUAGCACCUUGUGAGUCUGCCCUAAAACAGUGUACAGUAUUUUUCUCAAACAGAACCUCAAAAUCUAGUCUUGGAGGUGUGUGUUCAAUGAAGUUUGGCCAACAAGGAAGAGAGAAGACGUUCCUUUGAUUCCAGCUGCGACAUUAUCCAUUGUGGGCUUUUAAAGAAGAUUAAGGUUUGAAGUCACUGAUCAUUCAAGCAAUGCCUGUUAUUACCCAUUGUCCUUGUCACUCGCUCCUGUGGGGCGAAAGGCCAGCCCUUGGGUCAGUCAUCCCUCCAUUUCUGGACGUGCUUCCGUAGGUGCCAGUAAUGUGACCGUGUCCUGGAGACUCAGGCUGUCUUCCAUCCACUCUAGGUGAUGAGGGUGAGAGCUGGGCCCUGGCUGGUUUGCUUCUCAGAGCCCUGGCCGGGGACGUGCUAAGCAGGAAGUCUGAGAAUAUGGACAUUGGAACUAAGACAGACAUUGCAGUCAGCGGCAUACGGAGGGAGCAUGCGCAUGAGAAUUGCUGUCACCAAGUUAGGAGACUGCAAGCCUUUCUCUGUGUUGUUGGCUCUCCCUGCCCCUAGUUUUCCCCCUGUAUCCCUAUUUGCAUCAGAGGGUUAAGGCACCUGUGAAGUCCAGCAGGAUAUUUGCUGAUGCGGGACCCCAGCUUGCCGAGAAAACGUCCUGGCUUGUCGUUUUGAUACUCCUUUGCUCACCGACUCGGAGAAGACUCCACCUGUGCACUGGGGGAUUCCACGGGCUUAGGACCUGCCUUCCUCCAGCUGUGGAGGUGCCGGCUGUGGUUGACCUUGACUCUUUGACAACCAGUUCAAACCGCAUUUGCAAGAUGUGCAAAGACAUGAAGGCCCAGCUCAGGUCCCUGGUCGGGUGAACCCUGUUGAAAACUGGUUAAUUAUAACUUAUGGAAGAAUCAACACCUUGUGGAACAAGUUCACCUUGUCUGACCCCUGUAACCAAUUGGGUUAAAGACUGCACUGGUGACUGCUCAGACGGACUGGCAUCUCAUCACCAGCUUGCAAUCAGAACUCACCACACUUGGCACUUGUUCUAGAGAAGUGUAGAGGAUGUUGUUUACAUAAUUUUAGAACCUCCAGGUAAACUUUAAAUAGUGAGGUAGUUUUGAAUGGCAUUUCAUUAAGGCGUCUAUGGGCAUUAUGAGCUAAAAGCUGUGGUAUGUAGCUUUAAAAGAGUAUUUAUGUCAGGAUCACUUUAAAUGCUGUUUACAGAGCUGUGAGUCCUGUGUCGUGGGGUGUUGGACACAGGACAGAGUCCCAGAGAAUUUUCACUGAGAGCGCAGACAACUCCCCAGCGCCGGAACUCCUCUGGGCUGAAUGAGCAUUAUGUUAACAAAGUAUUUGCAAAAGAUUAAAGGUUAUAUUUUUUAAAGAUCGGAAUAUGCCCCCAGAGGACUAUGUCUAACUAAAAUAUUGCUGGGAGUAAAAAAGAAGGAAAAAAAGAGAAUAAUAAAAAAAAAGGUGGAAAAUGCACGGAAACAUUUUUCCUUAUAACAAAAAAAUCAAACUAUUAUGAUGAAUGAUAAUAUAUGUCUGUAUAUAUAUAUAUGUGUGUAUGUAUGGGAAGGAUCAGCUGUCAGAGCCUUAAAUCAGUGCAGGGUGAGAGCGGCCGGCCCACGGACCAUAGCUGUACAGAGCUGGCCCUCCUGGACCUGCGGCUCACUCGUCUCCUCUACCCGGCUCGCUCUCUUGGCCUCCCUGGGCCCGGUGUGGAGGCUCAGCCUGCAUCCUCGUGUUGUGACAGAGGGCAGACCCUGCCCCAGGAAUCUUCGGUUCAGCAAAUGGAGCAGCUCAUCUCGUGAUCCCCGUCUCACCUGCCUGUGAGGGUGGAUUCCAUUUCCCUGAUUUCUAUAUUUUUGUGAGGUUUUAUUUUUGCCUCAGCUUAUCUGUCCAAGUUAAAACUGGAAUCAGGAUACGUACAGUGGCUGUUAAGGGUUUCUCUCCAAAGACACGAAAAUUGUGUUUUUUCAACCUGUAGAGGCCAAAAAAAGAUUAACCAAUUCCCUAGGAAAGCGAGAGGGAGUCAGAUACAGCCAGCUUUGCCUCAGUAAAUGCUCCCCAACCCCCAGCGGAACAAUGGGACUAAUUUUUAUCUCUUUAUAUGGGUAUUUUCAUAAAUACACAACUUCAACAAUUACCAACCUAUGGCCAAUUUGAAACAAUGGGAGUCUUAUGAAAUCCUUCAGCGAGGCCUUCUGGGAGUGACGUAUUCCCAGCAAAGACAAGCUCCGAUUCAGCCGGAGCUGCCCAGAUCGCUCCCCCGGAAGCUCCCGCGCAGGGGACUUCUGCACAAAGCAGGCUCUGCAAGAGUCCGCAUGGCUGGCUUCAUGCAGAAAAGUCCCUUCAGAUGAGGGGUCCAGGCCCCCUUCCCUGGCUCUUCCAAAUUCUCAGUGACCUUCCUCCACACACCCCUGGAUUCAGAGGAAGGUUCCAGGGGACAUUGCUGCAGCCAGCUUGGUCCUUUCACUGGGUGCUGGGCCCUGGGGAUGUCACAGAGCUCCAAGACUGGCUUCAGUUCAGAGAAUCACCUUGACAACCUGAUGAAAUAUUCAUGGCCCUGGUCUUCAGCCUGGUCCAAUGCCAGUGUAAUCUGGGCUAGCGGGAGCCAGCACCUGGGCCCCCAGGGCAGGGGGAGGGUCUGGAAGUAACUCUACCUGCAGAAUUUCUCCCAACAGAGAACACGAGUCUGUGCAUUGGUUCCCUGGAGCUUUAUUUUCUUCCAAAGUGAAGUUUCCUGUCACUCGUGAAAUGCUCACGCUGGUUCAGUCGUUUGUAAAAUCUCGUUAAUUGGCAAGGUCGCCCAGGGACUUGCCAGGGAUCCCGCCCCUUUGAGGAGUUUCCCAUAAGUCCUGGCGGCGGUGCUCAGUUUGGGAACCUCUUCCCAUGGCUCCGGCAGGUGUCUUUCCAGUUUCCUCCAUGGACGGAACUUCCCAAAAAAGAAUCCCAAAUGCCUAAGAGUUUUCUGUAAAACAAAGAAGAAAUGGAAAGCUGUUUAGAGUGUUACCUAUAAAUAUACGGUACUCUUUAUUUUGUGUAGUUUUCCAUUUCAUGAGGUGUUGUCAGUUUCAAAGAGAAAGCAGAGAGGAGCAGACAUGUCUCUGUAU
Messenger RNA from Artibeus jamaicensis (Jamaican fruit-eating bat), 6472 nucleotides. It is a transcript of the gene TLL2, whose product is annotated as tolloid like 2. The record is from RefSeq and is a predicted model, not a curated record. Gene Ontology annotation, molecular function: metalloendopeptidase activity; zinc ion binding; calcium ion binding. The transcript is spliced from 21 exons. Gene Ontology annotation, biological process: proteolysis. The coding region runs from base 245 to 3310 and encodes 1021 amino acids. NCBI's taxonomy places the organism in Eukaryota, Metazoa, Chordata, Mammalia, Chiroptera, Phyllostomidae.